GGUAAAGUUUACCAUCGCGUCACUGCUGCUAUUAUCCGCCGUGCUAACCGGGCGCAGCUCACAGGACACGUGGCUGUAGGAGAAAUUUGAAGAAUCUUCAUGCAGCCUUUUUCCAUGCAAUGACAAUUCAUAGUGACCACAGCUGUCAAACUCCAAAAAGGACAUUUAAAUUUAAAUUAAUUUAAACCGACUGAAUACUGUUCACAAGACUCUAGACUGUCAUUUAAGGGUUAAACUUCUGGCGCACCGAGUCACGUGACACAACAACAUGACGUUGAUUGCCAUGAAGCGCUUCUAAGGGCGCAGAGCCAACAAACGUACCUCUGAAUUCAAGGGCACAUGUGGAAGAUUUGAGAUGAAAAGACGUCUUUCUGUGGAGUCCGGCGCUGAGGCAUGUCUUUGAGAGAGUCUCCUUUCUCCGAUGGUAUUUUGGAAGCUCUCCAUGCUGUAGGAUGGGGUCUCAUCUUCCCGUGUUUCUGGUUCCUGGACCGCCUCAUCGCCAACUGCGUCUUCACCACUCUGGAGCGCGAGCAGAGGCGCGAGGAGCUCCUUCCUCUUCAGGUCAUCUUUGGCUCCAUCCUCUUUUUCAUCUUAUUCCUAAUUUCCACACCCUUCGCCCUCUUGGGGUUCGUGCUAUGGGCGCCGCUGCAAGCAGUCCGCAGGCCGUUCUCGUACCACCAACAGGUACCAAUUAUCCCCAUGGAGGACCGGAAUGCCCGGUGGGAGGAGACGGAUAAAGUCAGUUUCGGAUUUGUAUCGGCCAACCUGUGCCUGCUGCCUGAUGGUCUAGCGCGCGUCAACAAUCUCGGACACACGCAGCAACGUGCCGAAAUUAUCGGGCAAAACAUCGUCCAGGGCGUAACUCGCCCUCACAUCCGUAUUUUCGUGGAUUCUCCUAGUAGUUGCGGCACGGUGACGCCAUCCAGCAGUCUGCUUCCACAGGCUGCCCCAUCCACGUAUGGAUCAGUAGACCCCGCCGCAGGACAGGUGGAGGGCGCUGAAUCGGACGGGAAUAUUCCAAACAGUUCCUCAAGGAAUUCCGUUGCAUCUUCCGAAGAACCAGAUGGUUCAAAACCAAACUGCAACCAAAACUCCAACCAGCACGGCAGCCAAGUGCACCGACACCCUCCUCGGGCAUUACGGACGCUGUUCCGAGACAGCGACGUUCCGAUGGAAGUGUCCGCUUUGUUCCCACCCACUGUAGAUAUUGUGUGCCUGGAGGAAGUUUUCGAUAAGAGAGCUGCUUUCAAACUCAUGCGGGCCCUCGGACCACUUUAUGGUCAUGUGAUCUAUGAUGUCGGUGUUUAUGCGUUCCAGCCACCUGGAACCUGCUCCUCUUUCAAGUUCUUUAACAGUGGAUUAUUUGUGGCCAGUCGCUUUCCCGUGAUUGAGGCACGGUACAACUGCUUUCCCAACGGCUGCGGAGAAGAUGCACUGGCCGCCAAAGGCCUGCUCUCUCUAAAGGUGGAAAUAGGGUUGCAAAAAGGAGACAAGAAAAUGGUUGGAUAUUUUAACUGCACUCACCUACAUGCUCCUGAAGGACAUGGAGGGAUACGCUUUGAGCAGCUCAACAUGUUGACUAAAUGGAUCAAUGAGUUUCAAGCAGGGACCAAGAAAGCCGAUGAAAUGGUGAUGUUUGAUGUGCUGUGUGGAGACUUCAACUUCGACAACUGCUCCCCUGAUGACAAUCUGGAGCAAAGACAUGGUCUGUUUGAAGACUACAGAGACCCCUGCAGAGCUGGACCGGGUCAAGAGAAGCCCUGGGUCAUAGGCACCCUGUUGGAACAGCCAACGCUCUAUCAUGAAAACGUGCGGACCCCUGACAACCUGCAGCGAACUUUGGAAAGUGAAGAACUGCGCAGCGGGUAUUUAUCUUCACCGGUCCCCAUGACCGGCGUCCCUAUGGUUUACCCCAAACCUGAUCAACCCUGGGUGGGACGUCGGAUCGAUUAUCUUCUGUAUCGAGAGAACUCCAUCUCCAGUCACUGCAAAACAGAGGUUGAAGAGUUUACAUACGUGACCCAGCUGGCUGGUUUGACGGAUCACAUCCCUGUGGGCUUUAGCCUCUGUGUCACGCUGGGCCCAGAAGAUAUAUGAUGAUAUUGGACCAUGCAUGCUUUUCAGUGGACCAAACUGCUGACACAUCAAAUAAAAUAUCUAUGCUGAAUUAAUUAAAUGCUUUAAAGAUCAAUAAGAGAGGAGAAAGCGAAGAACUUUAAAAUACUUGACAUAUGAGGAGAAAAAUCACAAAUUUUGAAUCACAAUAUGAACAAAGCAAUAUAUAUGACACUCUUUUCUAUGCAUACAAUCAAUCUGUACAGUGCCAGUAAUUUCAGUUACACAUAGUUUAAAUAGGUUUUUUAAUCUGUUACACUUUUUAAGACACUGUUUUAUUUUCAUGACAACACAGAAAUGAUAUUGGACAUAUAUUUUAAUUAAAAAAGUAGAUUUUAGACAUUUGUGUUUCUUCUAAGGUGUUUUUGCAGUUACUUAGUCACUGAGUUUUUGUUAUUAUUAUAGUAUAUAUUAUAUAAUAGUAUAUUAACACUAUAACGCCGUGUGUAUCAAAUAUGAAUCACAACAUUUGACGGCUCCUGUUUCACUCUCUGUUCAAGCUGAUGAGUCAAACAACCAAUGGCAUGUAAGUUUCACAUGUUUAUGGCACCAUCUAGUGGUUAUUGUGAAAAAAAGUGGUUUCAAUGUUUAUAUCGAUCUAUUUAAUAUGGUGGCGGACUUGCACGAAAAGUGACUCUUAUGAUGGGAUAAAUGACAGCUUAUUUUAAUAAAGAAAAAGUGACGGUAA
Molecule: messenger RNA, 2803 nt
Organism: Myxocyprinus asiaticus (Chinese sucker)
Lineage: Eukaryota; Metazoa; Chordata; Actinopteri; Cypriniformes; Catostomidae
Gene: smpd5
Product: sphingomyelin phosphodiesterase 5
Exons: 9
Coding region: 394-2097 (567 amino acids)
Biological process (GO): sphingomyelin metabolic process
Cellular component (GO): cytoplasm; extracellular region
Molecular function (GO): sphingomyelin phosphodiesterase activity
Source: RefSeq, a predicted model, not a curated record